Molecule: messenger RNA, 507 nt
Organism: Strongyloides ratti
Lineage: Eukaryota; Metazoa; Nematoda; Chromadorea; Rhabditida; Strongyloididae
Product: M-phase phosphoprotein 6 family-containing protein
Exons: 5
Coding region: 1-507 (168 amino acids)
Biological process (GO): maturation of 5.8S rRNA
Source: RefSeq, a predicted model, not a curated record
AUGAAACCAAAAAGUGAAGAACGACAACAUUUUUUUGAAAAAACAGUCUCUAGAGGUGUUUUAGAUAUGAAGUUUAUGAAGCGUACUAAGAAUAAAGUUGUUGAUUUUAAAGAGAAACAAAAAAUUAACAAUAUAUCGGAUAAUGUUAUUAACAAAUUUAGGGAUAAUAUAAAGUUAUCUGGUUCCUCGAAAGCUAUGUAUACUUUGGGGAAUAAUUCAACUAAAAAUAAUAAAUUAGUAAAAAAUAUAUCAUACAUCUUUGAAGAUAGUUAUAUGAAAUUACAAGAUCUUAGCUUUGGAAGAAGAUCUUUUAAAGGUUUUAAUCAGGAAGUAGAGAAAUUAAUGACAUUUUAUGAUAAUCUUAAAAAUGAAAAUAAAGAAGAUGAAGACUUUGAACACAUGGAAAAAAAAGAUGUAGAUGAUAAAGAAUUUGUUAAUUUAGUGGGAUCUAAAAAAUUAAAAAAAAUGUUUAACAGAAAAUCAAAAGAAACAAAAAAAGAAAUUUAA